AUGUUCCUCCGCAGUGCUUGGAUAGCCAGUUCCUUGGUCGUCCAGGCGGCACAAGCUCUGAACAACAACUAUCGAUGGACAGUCGACAGCAUCAUUGUCAACUCAAUAACAAGUUUGGAAGCCGAUACCCUGACCUUAUUUGCAACAGUGACUCAUCUUGGUGGAGAGUUCAUUGCUCGGAAGAGUGUGUUCCUAGGAGACGUGAUGGAUCAAGAUUACCUUACUCAAGACCAGAUCAAUUUUGAUAUUGAGUUCUCAGCCCCGAGUGCGAGCAACAUCAGUAUCAUAUGGUCUCUAGUCAACUCAGCAAACGCGAAUCAUACUUUCACGCAUGACAUACAACAACUCUCUAACGCCACAAUGGCACUUGCUGACAAUUCAGAAGGUAUUCUUGACGAUAUUGGCGGAUUUUCAACCAAAAUCCCAGAGCUUAUGAGUCCAGAAGUGCUCGGAAUUACCGUCGGAGCAUAUUUUGGACCUGUCGGCAUCUUAAUUGGUGCAAUGGUCGGUGCCAUCAUAGAUAAUGCUCUUGGUACAAUCAUCGACGACAUAUUUGGAUGCGACUGCGCCGUUGCCAGUGACACGGUCGUCAUUCUUCCCGGCGACCUCCCUUUAUUACCAAUUCCGUUGACUACCACGUAUCAUCGCUCUGGUAAAGGUAUCGGAUGUCAGGAAUCCUCGUAUACAAUUUCUUCGACAUUGAACAUGGUCCAGGCGAACCAUGACAACGUGGCAACAAGUUUAAAAUCUACAACGAACUGGACAAUCUCACUUCUUGACACUAACGCACCUCUUUAUUGGAACAUUCUGAACGCCGGAGAUACCUUAUACUCGGGAGAAGACAGUCCACAAACAUGGACGCCAGCAGGUCACACAGCCGAAUUAUGGGGCACGCCCUGGUGGGCAACUAUCGAUUCCGGUAACAUCAUUGCCAUAGCAGCAGGGCAGAGGACUGCUUUUGGGACCUACUCCGAUCCGAACAGAGCAUUACCAUCCAAUCUUCAGAACGAUGUGUUCCUAGCCACCGCAUGUGGCCGUUCCCAAUUGUUUCUAUCCGGACUUUGGAACGAUACAUUCCAUCCGACAGCAGAGGCAUAUAUCGUGGAUUACGCAAGAAACAAAACGCUCAAGAUUCCUGAUGCACCCUUUCCAGUAGACAAGUGGGGUGGAGAUGGCCUUGUGUGCACUGAAUCAUGGUCUAAGCAAGUCUUGAAUCGUCAAUCAGGAAGGAGACUAUUUGCUGAUAGAAGUAGACCGAAGGUGUUCCUGUUUCACGCAAACCAGAUGGCGUACUACGAUCUGACAUCGGGCAAAUGGAGCACAGUCACCACCUUGCCGAUGGUCAUAGGCGAUUGGCGUUUCGCUUUUGAUGGUCUCAACACUAUCAUAUUCGGCUCAACCUUGCCUCUGGUGCAGCCGCUCAUUCAAUACGGUGCUGAUUCUCAGGGGCUGAUACAGUCAGUCCUAACUCUCGUACUCGAUGAGAAUGAGCCAUCGAAAGCGCGAUUCGUCUCCCAUCCCGUCACGCCAUUCCUAGGAGUUGAUGGUGGUGCAUACAACUAUUCAAACGGUGAUUCGCCUCCCUACUUGUUUGCUAUCAACAUGGAUCCACAAGCAGCUGCAGACCGGGAGGCCAGGUUUCAGCCUCACGAAGCUCAACUUCACGGAGCUCAACUUCACGGAGCUCAACCUCGCGAAGCUCCAGCACAAGAGCUUAGCCUGGUUUGA
Molecule: messenger RNA, 1728 nt
Organism: Aureobasidium musti
Lineage: Eukaryota; Fungi; Ascomycota; Dothideomycetes; Dothideales; Saccotheciaceae
Source: the annotation of a GenBank genome assembly